UUCUCAUCACCCAAAUAGUUUUAUAUUUCAUUCAACAUUUUCUGCUAAGAUCUUGAUUGCAAUUUUAUUAAGUACGUAGUUAGUUUUUUGUGUUCUUUCAUUUUCUCCAAUGGCUCAAACAAGUUCAAGAUUAAAUAGAAAAGCCUUUUGUAUUUUGGGCCUGCUAAAUAUUUUGAUGUUGUUACAAAAUGCCAAUUGUUAUGAGCACAAAGUUGGAGGUUCAGGAGAUUGGAGUGUCCCUAUGGAUCCAAAUGCCAAUAAUUACGACCAAUGGGCCCAGAGGAGUCGAUUCCAAAUUGAUGACACUUUAUCUUUUAACUACCCUGCUGAUAAAGACUCAGUGCUUCUUGUAAACAAGGCAGACUUUGACAAUUGCAACAUUGCUUCACCUAUUGAGAAGUACAGUGAUGGACACAGUGUGGUCAAAUUUGACCACUCUGGGCCAUACUAUUUCAUCAGUGGGGUUCAUGACAACUGUGUCAAGAAUCAAAAGUUGCAUGUUAUUGUCAUGGCAAAUAGAAGCAAAAGCAACGAAAGAGUAGCAUCUUCUCCUUCUCCAUCAGCAAAUUUUAACAAAACAGUACCUCCUUCUCCAUCAGCAAAUGUUCCUCCGUCUCCGGCCCCCUCCGGCGAGGAGGCACCAUCGUCACCACCCACUGGCUCAGUUGAGAUCAACCCAACUGCAGCACCUUCACAAGAAUCAACGCCCCCUCAUUCUAAGAAUGGCGCUUCGUCAAUGGUCUUGAGCUUUGUUGGAUCCACUGCAGCUUUUAUUGGUUCUUCCAUCAUUCUAGGAUUCUGAUGAAGAGUUGAUGGAGUUGUUUGUAUUUGAUUGUUGUUCUUUUGUUUUUCAUUUUUGGGCUUUAUAUUUCAUGGUUUUCCUACUUUGCUCACGGUGAAUGUAGCUCGGAGUAAAGGGCAGAUUGGUUUGUAUCUGUUUGGUUCUACGAUGAAAAUGAAUAAAUCUUAAUGUUGUGUAUA
Messenger RNA from Lycium barbarum (goji berry), 981 nucleotides. RefSeq names its product early nodulin-like protein 9. The transcript has 2 exons. The record is from RefSeq and is a predicted model, not a curated record. Gene Ontology annotation, molecular function: electron transfer activity. Gene Ontology annotation, cellular component: plasma membrane. NCBI's taxonomy places the organism in Eukaryota, Viridiplantae, Streptophyta, Magnoliopsida, Solanales, Solanaceae. The coding region runs from base 110 to 802 and encodes 230 amino acids.